Trichoplax adhaerens is the source of this 1818-nucleotide messenger RNA. RefSeq lists its product as uncharacterized. Gene Ontology annotation, biological process: SRP-dependent cotranslational protein targeting to membrane. The record is from RefSeq and is a predicted model, not a curated record. Gene Ontology annotation, molecular function: protein binding; 7S RNA binding; ribosome binding. Gene Ontology annotation, cellular component: signal recognition particle, endoplasmic reticulum targeting. Lineage: Eukaryota; Metazoa; Placozoa; Uniplacotomia; Trichoplacea; Trichoplacidae. Bases 1 to 1818 code for a protein of 605 amino acids. The transcript is spliced from 20 exons.
AUGGCCAAUUCGUCGGCAGAUUCCUCCUCGUUAGACCAAUUAUUCGCUCAAUUAAAACGUUUUGCUGAUGAAGGAGACUAUAAUAAAGCUGAUCCUGUCAUUAAAAAGAUUUUAAAAGAAGCUCCCCAGGAUAAAGACGCUCUGCUAUGUCGACUUUGCAGCUUAAUUCAACAAGGAAAAUACGACAAUGCUUUAACUUUUAUCAAGUCUAAGCGAGACCUAUUAUCCGGCGUCGAUUUGACUUUCCAAGAAAGCUACUGUUAUUAUCGUUUACAUAAAACUAAAACUGCACUGGAACUUCUUCAAUCUCAAGCCAAUCCGAACGACAAGUGUAAAGAGUUAUUGGCGCAAGUACUUUACAGGUUGGAAAAUUAUAAAGAAUGCAUUACUGUAUAUCGAAACUUAAUCAAAAAUUCUCAAGAUGAUUUUGAAAACGAAAGAGAGACAAACUUGGCUGCUGCCUGUGCAUUACUUAGCAUCCAUGACCGUAAUUUGCGUGAAGAUACUUACGAAUUGCGUUACAACGCUGCCUGCAAUUUAUUAUCCAGAGGACAAAUUAAAGAAACAAUCAAUAAGCUCAAUGAAGCGGAAGAACUAUGCAGGCGAUCUUACGAUGAUGAUGCGGAUGUAACCGAAGAAGAAAUUGAAGACGAGCUCGGUGUUGUAAGACCCACCGACACUACUUUGGUUGCUGUCGCUUCCAAUAAUGUCAUUACCAUAAACAAGGAUAAAGAUGUCUUUGAUUCAAAAAAGAAAAUCAAAGCCCUAGCAGCUGAAGGCCUACGUCACAAACUAACAUCAUCUCAGUUGAAAUCAAUGGAACUAAAUAAAUGCUUGCUGCAUAUAUAUGCUAAUCAACCUGAACAAUUUCAAGAAUCGUUACAACAUUUAAUAAAAUCUCAUGACAUGCAUGAAAUGGCGGAUAUUCUGCGUUCUUUUCGUUCAGUUAAAGAAAAAAAUUUCGAGAAUGCAAUCUCCAUCUUGCAGAAUAUGAUAAAAGAGUCAUCCAACAUAACAGAAAAGGGAUUCUUAACACUUGCCCAAUUGUAUUUAAUGCAAGGUAACAAACAAAUGGCGAUAGAAACCUUGAAAAAGAUGAAGGACAAUCACAGAUUAGGAAUUAUAGCGACUGUCGUAGCUCUUUUGACGAAUUUGGGAGAGGCACAUUCUGCCUCAAAACUAAUGGAUGAAAAUACUCAACAUUGGUAUAAAGAAGCCCAGGGUUCAGAAUUGCCACCCCAGUUGUUUGUCGCUCUGAAAGAAAACGCCAAUCUUAAACUGCAGCUUGGUAAGCCCGAGGACGCCGUUGCAUCUCUUGAAAGCUUACGAAAAUUAAGUAAAGAACUUCCAGAUGUAGAAACUGAAGUUGAUAUCGAUGUCGAUAACCUGGAAAUGGCACAGCAUUUGUAUAGUGCUCGUCAAGCAAAGCGAAUGGUAAAAGUUGGCACAGAUGCUGGCGACAGCGAUCUUAAGCCUAUCAUUGUUCGUAAGAAACGCAAAGCUCGCAAAAGAAAAGGAAAAUUACCAAAGAACUUUGAUGCUACUAAACAACCUGAUCCAGAGAGAUGGUUACCUCGACGUGAAAGAUCAUAUUACAAGAAAAGGAAGCGGGCACCAAUAGGCAAAGGUGGUAGUCAAGGAAGUACUGCAAGCUCUGCUGGAUAUGAUGCAUCUGCUACUGCUGCGGCAGCAACAUCUCAAAAUAAGACAGCCCCAGUAGCGGAAGCUACUAAACAACAGGAGAAGCCCACUGCAGCCCAGCCAGUAAAAAAGCCCGUAAAGAAACCUGUGAAAAAGAAAAAGGGCAAAGGAUGGUAA